This is a messenger RNA of Hansenula ciferrii, 1329 nucleotides long. It is a transcript of the gene ETT1, whose product is annotated as Ett1p. Bases 1 to 1329 code for a protein of 442 amino acids. The record is from RefSeq and is a predicted model, not a curated record. Lineage: Eukaryota; Fungi; Ascomycota; Saccharomycetes; Phaffomycetales; Wickerhamomycetaceae. Gene Ontology annotation, molecular function: protein binding. Gene Ontology annotation, cellular component: nucleus. The transcript has a single exon. Gene Ontology annotation, biological process: positive regulation of SREBP signaling pathway; translational termination; positive regulation of cellular response to hypoxia.
AUGGCUAAAAGAACAUUGGGCUUGGGUAAAGCUGCUAAACAAAGAAAGAAACAAAAAUCUGAAACUCCAGAAGUUGAUAAUAAAAUUAAUAAAAAAAAUGAAGCUGAAGAAGAUUCAAAUAUCCCACAACCAAAAUCUAAUGAAAUCACUGUGGAAUUAACUGAAGAAGUUGAUGCUGAUGAUGAAUUAGCACAAUUGAAAGGUCUAUGGAAUACAUUCAUCAACUCUGAAAGAGAUAAUGAAUUAGUUAUAAAUGGUAUUGUUCAUGAAUGUGAUCGUUUAUUAAGAAAUCAAAAAGAUGAUAAUAAAUUACCUGCAGAAUUCCAUUCUAUUUAUGCUAUUUCCCUAAGUGAAUUAGCUGUUUUCCAUACAGAUGAUGAAACUGAUGGGAAAACUAUAAAAGAUUAUUUUGAAGCUGCUUUAGAAAGAAUUGAAUUAGGUCAAGAAACUUAUCCAAAUUCUAUUGAAUUAAAAUUUGCUAAAAGUCGUAUCUUAAUAAGUAGAAUCCCAUUAGAAUAUAUUUCUAAAUUAGAUUUACAAUCUGAAGAUAAAUUAAAUUUAACCAAAAUCUUGGAUGAAGCUUUGAAAAAUUAUGAAGAAGCUGAAACUAUUGUUAAAGAAUCUAAAAAAUUUGAAUUAUUAGAUAUAAAUACUUUUGAAAUCUUGAAAGCUUUAGAUGAUUUAUUAGAUAUUGUACAAAAUUUUGGUAAAGAAGAUAUUGCAGAAGGUUUAGAUUCAGAUGCUGAAGAAGAUGAAGAAGAUCAAGAAAUUAAAUUAUCCAAAAAACAUCCAUUAUAUAAAUUACGUAACAAACAUGAUGAAUAUUUUAAAUGGUUAAUUAAACAUGGUGAAACAUUUGGAUUAAAUAUAAUUUCAAAAUUUGAAGAAUUGAAAACCAAGAAUGAAAAAGAAUUAAAACUUUCAGAAUUACAAAAAUUAGAAUUUUUUAAAUCUACAUUUCAAGAAAUUGGGAAAUUAUUUUUACAAGCUUCAGAAAAACCAUCACAAAUAUUUACCACUAUAACUUAUGAUUCAGAAGUUGAAGAUGACUUGGUUAUUGAAGGUUAUUCAGCAAAAGAUGCACAACAAGAAGCUAUUGAAUAUACCAAAAAGGCAAUCACUUAUUUAGAAAAAGCUGAAGAUGAAGAAGAACCACAAACUUGGGUUGAUGUUGCCGAAGCUAUCAUUGGUUUAGGUAAUCUUUAUGAUUAUGAAAGUAAAGAACAAGAAUCAAAUUAUGAAAUUGCAGAAAAAAAAUUAAGAAGAGCUAAUAAUGCAACCAAUGGUAAAUACCAAAAAAUCUUGGAUAACUUAUUAAACGAUGAAUAG